Molecule: messenger RNA, 1702 nt
Organism: Anoplophora glabripennis (Asian longhorned beetle)
Lineage: Eukaryota; Metazoa; Arthropoda; Insecta; Coleoptera; Cerambycidae
Product: UDP-glucuronosyltransferase 1-1
Exons: 4
Coding region: 78-1640 (520 amino acids)
Molecular function (GO): UDP-glycosyltransferase activity
Source: RefSeq, a predicted model, not a curated record
UUAAUAGUGUCUGGCGUGAUGUCUAUGUGGGUGCCUCUCUAAAGCGUUGUUAUACUUUUAUUUGUUACUGGUAUGAUAUGGGAUAUAACGAAACGAUGAAAACAUCAAUAGUUCUCGUUUUGCUUACUUUACUAACAAGCAGUUCUGGUUUAAAUAUACUUGGUGUUUUUCCUCAUCUCGGUAAAAGUCACGCAGAUGUCUUUAUUACGUUAAUGAAAGGACUAGCUCAGAAAGGACACACUGUGACAGUCAUCAGCCAUUUUCCCUUGUCAAAAUCCAUCCCGAACUACAAAGACAUCGACCUUGGAGGGAGAUCUCAAGCGUUCGUAGAACUUUUACCUAUGGACGUAAUAAAUCCAGGCAGUAGAUUACAGAUGAUCGGCAAUGUGUUUUUGUUGUCAUAUUUUGCCAAUAUUUCCUGUGAAGUAGGAUUUAGCUCGCCAGCGAUGCAGAAGUUUCUCAAAACUGACGAGAAAUUCGAUUUGCUUAUCAUAGAAUUCUUUAACAGUGACUGCUUUAUGGGACUGACACAAAAAAUAAAGGCUCCUGUUAUUGGUUUGAGCUCGUGUACGAUCAUGCCCUGGACUUCGGAGAGACUAGGCAACCCAACGCACACCGCAUACAUACCAAAUAAUAAUAUGGAUUACUCUGACCAGAUGACGUUCCGUGAGCGUCUGGAAAAUACUGUGAUUACCUUAAUUCAUCAGGCUCACUAUCAAUACGUCACUUUGAGUAGAGAUGAGGAGAUUGCUAGGAAAUAUUUAGGUGAAGAAGCGUCCCGGAUUAGAGAAUUUAUUAGGAACAGCAGUCUUUUGAUAACCAAUAGUCAUUUUACUUUAAAUCUUCCCAGACCUCUCGUGCCUGGAGUUGUGGAAGUUGGAGGGUUGCAUAUUGGAAAAACACAGCCAUUGCCGAAGAAUAUUGAGAAAUGGAUAAACGAAUCACCCGAAGGAGUGAUAUACUUCGCUCUUGGAUCUCUAAUCAAGGGUGACACCUUUCCUAAAGAAAAAAGGGACGUUUUCUUGAGAGCCUUUAGCAGAUUACCACAGAGAGUGCUGUGGAAAUGGGAGAGUGAAACGAUGGAAGGAAAACCUGAUAAUGUCAUGAUCCAGAAGUGGAUGCCUCAAUUAGAUAUAUUGUGUCAUCCCAACGUAAAGGCGUUCAUCUCGCACGGCGGCCUUCUGGGAACCAUCGAGGCCGUCCACUGCGGCGUCCCCGUUGUCGUGAUGCCCCAGUUCGGCGACCAGCACACCAACGCCAGGGCUUUGGAGGCUUCGGGCGGAGGCGUCAUCCUUCAAUUAAGGGAAGCCACAGAAGAUAAGGUUUAUAAAGCGCUGAAAAAAGUCCUGAGCGCCGAUUCCAGGCAAAAAGCCAAAGACCUGUCCGAAAGGUUCAGAGACCGUCCUAUGCCUCCCCUCGAAACAGCUAUUUACUGGGUGGAAUACGUUGCCAGGCAUAAAGGAGCUCCUUACAUGAGAACAGCAGCUGUCAAUAUGCCGUUUUACAAAUAUUAUUUGAUUGAUGUAGCGGCUUUCUUAAUAUUUAUUGUUAGCAUAUUUAUUUAUAUUUUGUAUAAGGCGGUUAAAUACGCCAUCAGGAUUAUUUGCAAAACUAAAGAGACAAAAGUUAAAAGUUCCUAAAUUAGUGAAAAGCUAGUAUUGUAAAAAUGUGAUUACAUAAUUAAAAUGUUAUAGAAAAUUCA